GGAGCAUCAAGCCCCCCAAAGGCAGGUCGACUAGCUGACUAUAUACACGUUGAGCCUUGACAUCGAUCUGCAGAAUUGUCUGCGACUUUACACCUCGAUCAACAUAGACUCUCCGGCUUCUUAGCAUGGCAGGAUUCUCGCGAUCCAGCGCCCCUGACCGCUCAGCAUAUGGCCGAGUCGGCGCAGAUAGUGCCGACCGGUAUGCCUACGGAGGCGGCGAUCGCUCAGCCUAUGGCACCGCUGGCACGGGUGCUGACGGCGGUGCUGGAUAUGCGACAUACUCUUCCUCAAGAACUGCAGGUGCCGGCGCUGGUGCGCCCGGUGCCGGCUACGGUCAGGCUGCGCUGCCGCCGCCGCCGCCCACACGCAAGCCCGUAGGUGCAGGCUAUGCCUCCUCGGGCUACGCAGAUGACAAGGCAGCAUAUGGUGCUGGAGGUGGCGCAGGUCGAGGAGGCUGGACCAUCGUCGUCUCGCCGCCUGAACAUAUCCUUUCGAACGCCAUCGUUGUCAACCCCCAGGAAUGGGGUGGAGUGCAGUACGUUCUCGUCGAUCAGCACUUUGUUUUCACAGCAGUCGCCGAUCGCACACGGGCCGUUCAACCCGGCACCAUCGGAGCAGGCGCGCUGCAGCGCGAGUGGGCAAGACUGAGUCAGGGGCAAGAGGUAGCCGUGCAAGCGUUCGAUCCUUACUCGCAAGGCAAUGGUAUCUACCUUGCAGGACUUGACUUAGAGGUAGAUUUCCUCGCACGUGGAGCCGAGAACAGAGAGCCUUAUAGCCAGGAUGAAAUGGCGGAGAAUUUCCUUCGGUCAUUCAACGGUCACAUCUUCUCGGUAGGACAACUGAUCGUGCAAGAAUUCCACGGCGUCAAGUUGAAAUUAGAGGUGAAAGGCGUAAAUGUCGUCGAGGCAGCACAACUACAAGCCAAGAAUGCUGCCCAGGCACCAGGUCACACUUCCUACCGUGGUAUCCUUAUGCCUGAGACUACCAUCACAUACCUCAAAUCGAAAAAGAGCAUUCUCAAGCUCACGGGAAGCGCCAAGCGUGGACCCACGAACGCUAUACUCGCGCCAAACUUCAAAUUCGAGGAUAUGGGCAUCGGCGGUCUUGACACUGAAUUUGCCGCCAUCUUCCGACGUGCGUUCGCCUCACGCAUCUUCCCGCCUGCGCUCGUCGACAAGCUUGGCAUCCAGCACGUCAAAGGGAUCAUCCUUUAUGGGCCACCGGGUACGGGUAAGACUCUUCUGGCGCGCCAGAUUGGCAAGAUGCUCAACGCACGCGAGCCAAAAGUCGUCAAUGGCCCCGAAAUCCUCAACAAGUACGUCGGUGCCUCGGAAGAGAAUAUCCGGAAGCUCUUCGCGGAUGCGGAGAAGGAGUACAAGGAAAAGGGAGAUGAGUCGGGCCUGCACAUUAUCAUCUUUGACGAGCUGGACGCCAUAUGCAAGCAAAGAGGCUCGACCGGCGGCGGCACGGGUGUCGGUGACUCGGUCGUCAACCAGCUACUGUCCAAGAUGGACGGUGUCGACCAAUUGAACAACAUCCUCAUCAUCGGCAUGACGAAUCGGUUAGACAUGAUAGACGAGGCCCUCCUGCGUCCCGGGCGGCUCGAGGUGCCUGUUGAGAUCAGCUUGCCAGACGAGCAUGGUCGCCAGCAGAUCAUCUCAAUCCAGACGAGCCAGAUGCGCAAGAACGGCGUGAUGGACUCGGACGUGGACAUUCCUGAGCUGGCAGCGCUCACGAAGAAUUUCUCAGGCGCAGAGAUUGCAGGUCUCGUCAAGAGUGCCACAUCGUUUGCGUUCAACCGCCAUGUCAAGGUCGGCACCACUGCGGGCAUCUCGGACGACGUGGAGAACAUGCGCGUCAAUCGCGAUGACUUUAUGCACGCACUGGACGAGGUACAUCCCGCCUUUGGCGUAUCGGAGGAGGAGCUGCAACAGGUCGUCUCGAACGGCAUCAUGCACUUUGCUCCGCACAUUGACUCCAUCCUCCGCGACGGCCAGCUACGUGUCGAGCAGGUACGGACCAGCUCGCACACACCGCUCGUCACCGCGCUGCUGCACGGCCCGCCUGGGUCCGGCAAGACGGCCCUGGCAGCCACAAUCGCGAUGCAGUCGGGUUUCCCGUUCAUCAAGCUCAUCUCGCCGGAGAAUAUGGUCGGCAUGGGUGAAGCGCAAAAGAUUGCGUAUAUGAACAAGGUAUUCAACGAUGCGUACAAGUCCCCGCUCAGCGUCGUCGUUGUCGACUCGAUCGAAAAGAUUAUCGAAUGGGUCCCGAUCGGCCCGCGCUUCCAGAACGCCGUCUUGCAGGCUCUCUCUAUCCUCCUUGGCAAGAGGCCGCCAAAGGAACGACGACUGCUCGUCCUUGGUACGACUUCGAACAAGCCGAUGCUGGCCGAGAUGGAAGUAGCCGAUGCUUUCCUCGCGGACAUCCGUGUGCCGGCUAUCUCUUCGCUGCGCUCCUUGGACCAUGUUUUGCGGGAGAUGCGACUGUUCGAGAAUCCGCAAGAUCACACUCGCUGUAUGCAGCUGCUCGAGAGCGCGGGACUCGGCGAAGAUAGAUUGCACAUCAGCAUCAAGAAGCUGCUCUCCGAGAUAGAGAUGGCACGCCUGGAUGAUGACCCUGCUGACAAACUCCUGGCAGCGCUCAAUCAAGUGUAAUCCGCACGAGGGAAACCACACGAAUAGAAAACGGACAUCAUGUUCGCUGGCUAGGGAUGAGCCGAUACGUAUGCUACGCAAAAUAACGCCCGUGCUUGCAAAGAUUCUUAAAAGUACAGUCUUCAUCUACAAAAGCGCGGCUCGGGCGGCUAAAUAAUCACGGAAGACAUAUUCGCAGCGCAGGUCAAUUGUUCUGGCUGAAUGAAUGUCCACACUUGGGACAAUCGUAGAAGACGGUGCUGCCUUCGUCUGCACUCCGCAACUGAAGAGUGUGGAAUUGCAGCUCGUCGUGCCCGCACUUGGGGCACUUUUCAUUGAUAGUGGCUGCUUUCUCGCGCUCGGCUGCUUCGCUGGGGUCGCCGAGCGUGGAGACGAGCUGCCUUUUUUGUCGUAGAG
Messenger RNA from Tilletiaria anomala UBC 951, 3050 nucleotides. Its product is annotated as AAA-domain-containing protein. The transcript has 5 exons. The record is from RefSeq and is a predicted model, not a curated record. The coding region runs from base 126 to 2654 and encodes 842 amino acids. Lineage: Eukaryota; Fungi; Basidiomycota; Exobasidiomycetes; Georgefischeriales; Tilletiariaceae. Gene Ontology annotation, cellular component: Golgi stack. Gene Ontology annotation, biological process: SNARE complex disassembly; intra-Golgi vesicle-mediated transport; Golgi to plasma membrane protein transport. Gene Ontology annotation, molecular function: ATP hydrolysis activity; ATP binding.